ACUUUUGUAUCAUUGUCAGAAAAUGAAGAUUUAAUUAGCAUCGUACGAUUUACAUAUGCUAAAUUCUCAUAGUUCAUUAUUUAUAAAAAAAUAAAACAGAGAGUAAUUGUUUUAGAAGUAUAUAUAACUCUCCGAUGGAUAUGAAAUAAAUUAAUUCUUACAAAACUCAAUUAAAGAAUGUAUUAGCUAGAAUAAAUUGGGCAUGAAGAAAUAAUAUAAUAUGAAAAAGAGAUGCGAGAAUAUAUGUAUAUAAAAAAAUGAUAAAUUUGUGAUUCUGGUUCUCGAUCAGCCAGCGAUACUCCGUGUAUCAUCUCGAUUAUUGUUGCCGUGAUACGUGCGACAGUCUUUUGUUUCGAAGAUAGGACUUGGUUCCGAGAAGAGCGAAACGAGACGAGGUGACACGGACGUUCGAAACAACUCCUCGAUUCGAUUUUCCGUACCCAUCCUUAUACAAGAAGAAUAAUAAUGUUCGAGGACUGCGUGCUGCAGUCGAUGCGAUUCCCGCAGAAGCUCUGGCGAAUAGUGAACGAGUGCCAGACCGGGGCAAUCCGGUGGGGCGCGAAUGGCGACACCGUCCUCCUCGACUACAAGAGAUUCCAGACCGAGUACUUGGACGCGCGCCGGCCCAUCUUCAAGACCAGCAACAUCACCAGCUUCAUCCGCCAGCUGAACCUUUACGGUUUCCGCAAGGUCACUUCCCACAGCCGCGAUCCGAUCUGCAACUCCUACAAUCCCCACGUGCACGAGUUCCUGCAUGACUACUUCCGCGCUGAUCGCGUCGACCUGUUGUUCAAGGUCUGCCGAAAGUCGAGUGGAAAGAGCAAGUGCUUGCAAUACGAGACCAUGAAAAGCACGGAGGAGACUCCGCGAUCACAAGCCAAUUCCGUAUCCCGCUUGAAAUUGUGUCAGUUGGCUUUGACUGAAACUCUGGAGCAAAUUACUCAAGAAUAUCGGCAAAACCAGGAAAAUAGGCCGAUUAUUGCAAAGGAAGAGGAUAACAUUUUAAAAACAAUAAGAAACUCUCCAAGCACAGGUAUUAACAACCAAAUACGUUUCUCAACUCCUCUUUUGUACGAGAUCGAACUCAACAAUGUUCCAAAUCGAAAAUCUGCAGUUGAACGAAAUCCAAAAUAUUCAACAUUUUUUCCUUUGAAGAUUAAUUCAUCCAAAGACAAAAUACUGUCAUUACCUGGGCGUAUUGCUAUGACAGAUAAAUGCAAUCUACAUUUUAACAAUCCAAAUAUUCAACAUCAAAAUCAACUUGAAACUAAUGGUUUGAUGUUUUCUCCUAAGUAAUAUUCAUAUUAUUUAUGAUAAAUUUUUCUAAUGUGAUAUGUAUUUUCUGUUAAAUUAUUUACUAUAAUUGAUAGUAAAAGUAGUUACCACAGAUAUUAAUAAAAAAUAUAUAAAGUUUAUAUUGUAAU
This is a messenger RNA of Nylanderia fulva, 1424 nucleotides long. RefSeq names its product heat shock factor protein 5. The record is from RefSeq and is a predicted model, not a curated record. NCBI's taxonomy places the organism in Eukaryota, Metazoa, Arthropoda, Insecta, Hymenoptera, Formicidae. Gene Ontology annotation, biological process: regulation of DNA-templated transcription. Gene Ontology annotation, molecular function: DNA-binding transcription factor activity; sequence-specific DNA binding.